AAACGCCCGCCUCUUUCGUAAGUCUAUUGGCUACUCGUCCCCGACGCUCACCUCCGAUUGGCUGAAGCAUCUGUUGUUUCCGUUGCAUGUCAGCUUCACUGUGGCGUUUUGUGAGGACCUCUGUUGAUCCGAAUUCAAAACACAAAACCUCAGGAUACUGAGUGGUUGGCCAUGGCGUCGGACUCCCCGCGCAGACCGAGCCGCUGUGCUGGUGGGGUUGUGGUUCGAGCACAGGCUGCAACAGAACAGUCAUACAUGGAGAGCGUAGUUACGUUCUUGCAGGAUGUAGUCCCUCAGGCAUACACUGGGACGCCUCCAAAUGAUGAAAAAGAAAAGAUAGUUUGGGUCCGUUUUGAAAAAACAGACAUCAAUGAUGUGGCCCGCCUACCAGAGUUCCAAGAGAUGCACGGCAGCGGCACUGACCCGCCUCUCUGCUUGAUGAUUGGCUACACUGAUGGAAUGCAGAUUUGGAGCAUAUCACUGAACGGAGAGGCGCAGGAGCUGUUCUCGGUGCGACACGGACCUGUGCGAACUGCUAGGAUCCUGCCUGCCCCACAUAUCAGUUCCCUCAACACUGACAGCUUCGCUGAGAAGCGGCCCCUCCUCGGCGUGUGCAAGAGCACGGGCUCUUCUGGGACAAGUCCCCCUUAUUGUUGUGUGGAUCUUUAUUCCUUGAGGACAGGAGAGAUGGUCAAGUCCAUUCAGUUCAAAACGCCCAUCUAUGAUCUGCACUGCAACAAAAGGAUCCUUGUUGUUAGUCUUCAAGAAAAGAUUGCUGCCUUUGACAGCUGCACCUUUAUGAAAAAGUUCUUUGUCACAAGCUGUUACCCCUGUCCUGGGCCCAACCUCAACCCUAUCGCUCUGGGAAGCCGGUGGUUGGCCUAUGCUGAAAACAAGCUGAUCCGGUGUCAUCAGUCCCGUGGUGGGGCCUGUGGAGAUAAUGCCCAGUCCUACACUGCCACUGUCAUCAGUGCUGCUAAAACGUUGAAGACGGGCCUGACCAUGGUGGGUAAGGUUGUGACCCAACUUGCUGGUACGCUGCCAUCAGGGGUGCCUGACGAGGAGGGCACUGCCCACAGUGGCACCCGCCGCAGCCCUCACCAACCUGGCGUGGUCACCAUCAUAGACACACACACUGUGGGAGAAGGACAGGUUCUUGUUAGUGAGGAUUCUGAUGGAGAAGGAGUGAUUGCGCAUUUUCCAGCACAUGAUAAGCCUAUAUCCUGUAUGGCGUUUAACCCGAGUGGUAUGUUACUGGUGACCACAGACACCCUCGGCCAUGACUUCCACGUUUUCCAAAUCGUGACUCACCCAUGGGCGUCUUCCCAGAGUGCAGUUCAUCAUCUAUACACUCUUCACAGAGGAGAGACUGAGGCUAAGGUGCAGGACAUCUGCUUCAGCCAUGACUGCCGCUGGGUGGUGAUCAGUACUCUUCGUGGCACCUCACAUGUCUUUCCCAUCAACCCAUAUGGUGGAGCGCCAUGCGCACGCACACACAUGUCUCCCCGUGUGGUCAAUCGUAUGAGCCGUUUCCAGAAGAGUGCCGGACUGGAGGAGAUUGAACAAGAGCUGAGUAGCAAACAGGGCGGCCGAUGUAGCCCCAUUCCUGGCCUUUCCAGUAGCCCAUCCGGAUCACCACUACAUGCCAAACUCACCAGUCAAGAAUCCUAUAACAACUUCACCAACAACAACAUGGGUAACCCACGCCUGUCUCCAUUACCCAGUUUGACGGUCGUGCUACCACUGGCUCAGAUCAAGCAACCGAUGACCUUGGGCACCAUCACCAAGCGCACUGGCAAAGCCAAGCCGCCUCCCCAAAUCUCACCCAGUAAGUCCAGUGGUGGGGAGUUCUGCGUGGCUGCAGUCUUCGCCUCCUCCCGCUCUUGGUUCAUCACCAACCCUAACAUGAAGAGAGAGAAAGAUCAGUCUCGCCAGGCUGUUGUUGAAUCGCUGUACAUCCUGAGCUGCUACGGAAACCUGGUGGAGCAUGUGCUGGAGCCUCGACCAAUCAGCACGGCGCAAAAGAUAGGCGACGACACGCCUUUGGAGCUGAACACCUGUCCGAGAGCCUGUUGGAAUCUAGCCAGGACACCGCAGUGGAAUGAGCUACAACCACCUUUCAACAGCAACCACCCCUUGGUGCUGGCCUCAGACUUUGUGCAGUACUAUCAAUACCUCCUGGCUGGAUUGGUACCUCCUGGCAGCCCUGGCCCCAUCACCCGGCAUGAGUCUUAUGACAGCCUGGCCUCCGAUCACAGUGGCCAGGAGGAUGAAGAAUGGCUCUCGCAGGUGGAGAUUGUUACCCACACUGGCCCUCACCGAAGACUCUGGAUGGGCCCUCAGUUUCAGUUCAAGACCAUUCAUCCAUCAGGUCAGACCACCGUCAUCUCCUCCAGCUCCUCUGUACUUCAGUCACAGGGGCCCAGCGACACCCAGCAGCCUCUUCUUGAUUUCGACACAGACGACCUGGACCUGCACAGCCUCAGGAUUCAGCCGGUGCGUUCAGAGCCUGUUAGCAUGCCUGGCUCUUCUCGUCUGGUGGCCGAUCGUAGAGGCCAGUCCACGGUCAUAGAUACCGGCUCAGGCAUGUUUGACCGCAGCGUCACCCUGCUGGAGGUGUGUGGCAGCUGGCCUGAGAGUUUCGGACUGCGUCACAUGUCCUCUGUGGAAGCCACGGAAGAGGGCCUGAAGGAGAGGCUGGCGGACGCAAUGUCUGAGUCGCCCAGCAGAGACAUUGUAGGCUCUGGGACAGCAGAGCUGCAGAGGGAGGGAAGCAUCGAGACGCUCAGCAAUAGUUCUGGCUCCACCAGCGGCAGCAUUCCCCGGAAUUUCGAGGGCUACCGAUCCCCUCUCCCCACCAAUGAAAGCCAGCCCCUCAGCCUCUACCCCACCGCAUUCCCCUAAAACCAGCCGUCCCGCCCAAGGAAACCUCUCUGUCGCCUUUGGACAAUCUUAACAGUACAACCACAACACAUGAUAUUACCCCAACACAACACCCCAUGAGAGAAGCCAUUCUCUCUCUGUGUGUGUGUGUGUUUUCCUGCCAUCCUGCUCCGCUAUAUCUUUUCUCUGUUCUUUGAAAUGUGGAUUUUCCUUUAAUCAAACUUGGCAUGCAGUAAAACCCUGUUCAAUGAGGCCCGGAGUUAACAUCCUUUGUCAUUCACUUCCCUUGUGAUUCAUGUUAAUGUAUCCUCCAUCUGAGACAGAGUGCACAUAUAUUAACCUUGAUGGGUCGGAUGUACUAUAGAAGGGAUUGGUUGGAGUUGCCACUUUUCUCAAAGACGUGUCAUAUUACCAAUAUCAUUAUCAAUCGAACUUCCAGUGCGUAUCUUUACUGAGCGUGUGUGAGUGUUGUGUGAUAGAGAGUGUGUGUUCAUCAGAUUACCUCUCAGUAGUUGAGUUUAGGUUUGAGUUUAUGAAGCGUUAUGCCAACGCUAUCUCAUGACCAAUUCAUACGUAUUUUACGAGGUGGCUAAUUUGUACGAAUUCGUACGACCACACUUGUCUAAACCCCAGUGACGGGUAUGUUAGUUGUAGGUCAUUCAUACGAAUUCGGCAACUCAUAAAAAUACAUAUGAUUUAGCAAAAAACAUACUAAUUCGUACUAGUAAGGUCAUAUGAAUUUGUACGAAUUAGCCACCUCAUAAAAUAUGUACGAAUUGCCAUGAAAUCGGGUUGGUUAUGCUGAUUUGUUUUGUUUUUUUCCCGAUCAACACAUAUGUUGCUAUCAUUAUGUGAUGUUUUGGUAGAUGUACUGUAGUUAAAAUUUGAAUUGAUCCUACUUUUAUAGGUAAUUAAAAUUGGUUAUGUUUACAAUUUAAUCUAUUCUGCACAUUUUUUUUCUGUAUAUUUGGUUAGAUUUUUUUUUUUUUAAACCAAAGUCCAUUUCUUGGGCUUCUUUGCUUUAUAAAUUCAGAUUCAGAUAACUUUCAGUUUAUGGGUAAAUGUGAAAUGUAUUGAUUCUUUCAAAAGGGAUGAUUGUUUGCUAAUGCUUCCACGUUUGAUUGGCUUUAUAGGAUGUGUGCGAGGCUGAUAUUUAGCAGUGGCGCUAUCGAGGAUCCACAGCGAAUUUCAUUCAGCUCAGGUGAUUGAGGUGAUUUAGACAGUACCCAAUUUUUUUUUAAAAAGCAAUUCCAUUAUUAUUAUCAUCAUUAUCAUUAAUAUAUCAUUUUGUAUUAGCUUGUUUAACUAUUUUAAAUUGCUGUGAUUUAAAGAAUGUUAACUUGAUUGACUGGACGUAACAUUUUACACACACACACAACUAUUGAUGAAUACCAAUUAAACUGAUAUAAGAACUGUGAAUAAACGGUCCUAAUCAUCAGCUUGUCAAAAAGCUGAAGGAGCUGCUGUUGGCUGACAGCUCAGUGCAUGUUGAAAGUAGCUGGAGAGGAAACAUGAUGUGGUUAUUCAGCAUAAUUUAUAACGGCAUUCAAGUUGGCAUGACUUUCAGUCUGAAUGCAGUGCACAUGCUUUGUAUCAACUACAAUAUUAUUUUUUUUGUAAUAAUACUUGCACCAUGUUAUCUUAUAUAGGAGUUUAUGCAAGUGAAUUUACCAAGUCUUCUAUACAUUUGUGUGUUUGCUUAAUACAACAUAUGCAUUUUGACUUUCACAGUUCUUUUCCCUUGUUAACUUACCUUGCUUUCUCCUGAAUAUAUUUGUUAUACAAAAAAAUAAAUGCAUUUAAAUGACGAGAUACAAAUCUGGGCUCGAGGCUACAAAUCUCAAUCACUGCUUUUGUUUAGGGAACUGUUUUUUAUCAUCAUGAAUCUUUUCUCUGCAGUAAAGUCCACAGGCUGGGAUUUCCUCCAUCGCUGCUUUAAUUGCAUGUGUGUAAGCUUUGUUUCAUGAUAUUAUAAUAAAAGGUUUAUAUAAGGCA
This is a messenger RNA of Megalobrama amblycephala (Wuchang bream), 4878 nucleotides long. RefSeq names its product BCAS3 microtubule associated cell migration factor (gene bcas3). The coding region runs from base 172 to 2904 and encodes 910 amino acids. Gene Ontology annotation, cellular component: cytoplasm. The transcript is spliced from 24 exons. Gene Ontology annotation, biological process: response to starvation; autophagy. Gene Ontology annotation, molecular function: protein binding. The record is from RefSeq and is a predicted model, not a curated record. Lineage: Eukaryota; Metazoa; Chordata; Actinopteri; Cypriniformes; Xenocyprididae.